Molecule: messenger RNA, 702 nt
Organism: Effrenium voratum
Lineage: Eukaryota; Dinophyceae; Suessiales; Symbiodiniaceae
Source: the annotation of a GenBank genome assembly
AUGGCAAAGCUCGGAAAACGCACCAAGGCCCUGCGUGAGGGCCUCGACGCCAACGCGAUCCUGCCGCUCGAAGAAGCCGUGGGCAAGGUCAAGGAGCGCGCCACGGCCAAGUUCGACGAGACCAUCGAAGUCGCCAUGAACCUCGGUGUCGAUCCGCGCCACGCCGACCAGAUGGUUCGCGGGGUCGUCAACCUGCCCAACGGCACCGGCCGUUCGGUCAAGGUGGCCGUGUUCGCACGCGGCGACAAGGCCGAGGAAGCCAAGGCCGCCGGUGCCGACAUUGUCGGCGCCGAGGAACUGGUGGAAGCCGUGCAGGGCGGUCAGAUCGAGUUCGACCGCUGCAUCGCAACGCCCGACAUGAUGCCGCUGGUCGGCCGCCUCGGCAAGGUACUCGGCCCGCGCGGCCUGAUGCCGAACCCCAAGGUCGGCACCGUGACCCCGGAUGUUGCCGCAGCGGUGAAGGCCUCCAAGGGCGGUGCCGUCGAGUUUCGCGUCGAAAAGGCCGGCAUCGUCCAUGCCGGAGUCGGCAAGGCCUCGUUCGACGAAAAGGCGAUCGCCGAAAAUGUGCGUGCGUUUGCCGAUGCGGUGCAGAAGGCCAAGCCGUCCGGCGCCAAGGGCACCUAUGUCAAGCGCGUGGCGAUUUCCUCGACCAUGGGCGCGGGCGUCAAGGUCGAUCCGGCGAGCCUUUCGGCCGCCGAGUGA